GGCAGGCUGGCCGGCUAAUUCCACCUCGGAUGUUAGCGAAGCAUCGAAAAAGACCGGAGGUCACGGUAUGUCCCUUUCCAAGUCCAUCACCCAGUCAUUGUCAAAGAGUCUAAGCUUCACGAACUCGGAGAAGAUCGAGAAGAAGCGGAAGGCCCACAAACUGACGCAUCAGGUUUCCGGGGAAAAGGCAUGGUGGAUGGAUCCUAGUUCGGACAACGUGCCAGAGGGUGUUGAAAAAAUGAGCGUUCACAGCGAUGAUAUUAGCCAAGACACAACUGCCAGCAACGUUCUUUCUGACGACGGUAACUUUAAGCUGAAGAUCUGGCGGCAAGAUUCGAGUGACAAAGCGUGCUGGCUGGACGCGAACGAAAAUAUCCCGGAUGAUCUCAGAAAAGAGUCGUCGCCAAACUCUCGAGGUAGCACCAAGUCCGAGCGGCGUAAUCGAAUAAAGCACCAACAGUCGGGGGAGCGUGCGUGGUGGAUGAACGAGGACCCGGAAAGUGUUCCCGAGGGUGUCGAGGUGAUACUCCCGGCCCGUCGAACGCCGCCACCACAGAACAACGAGAACUCGAAUAAUUUCAACCAGAAAGAGAUCAGCAAAAUAAGACACAUCGACUCUGGGGAAAGGGCGUGGUGGAUGGACAGCUCGGUGAACGUGCCAGAGGGAGUUGAAACAAUACGCGUGGAUACUUCGAUCAGCACUUCUGACUCCUCGGAAUCCCUCGAAAACGUCGAGAUUGGCCCCGUGCCACCACCGGAAGUGCAGCUUAAGAGAAGUUUGUCUAGGUUUCCAAUUGAAUUCCCACCGCCUCCACCCGACGAACCACUCGGAGAUCGCGCCAGCCCCGAAGGGGUUGAAAAUCCUCCAGAUCCACCGGACAGUUACGGUGGGCGUAAUUCUCCGUACGACAACGUGAAGCCUGGGGUUGAAUCAGCCAUGAGGAGAUCACAGCCCAGGAAGCGGCCAUCAACUUUGCCGCUGUUCAUCGGCAACCAUACCAACAUCGACGACCUGCUCGGUGUCACCGCGAUUCCACAACACAGUCCGUUGACCUCCCGGAUCCACAUGAAGGAGUGCAGCCAAGAAUCGUCCGAGGAAAGCUCCGAGUGUGAGGAAAUAGACGCGGAUCAGGUCAUUAUUCACGAUAGCACUCCGCAGAUCCCGGUCAUACGCCGAAGAAAUAGGGACUUGGACAGGCCUCAACCGGAUGGCUACAUCCCACUUGACGAUACGGCUCUUCAGUUAUACAAGGACGGUGACUACGGUGCCUACCUAGACCUGGAAGCUUCCAUCACCGAGCAACAAGAGGAAUUCGAAGGUUUUCAGACUAAUCGCAAGAAUUCUAUCGUUCUGAGGACUCAACUAUCCGUACGAGUGCACACGAUAAUCGAAAAAUUGCUCAACAGCGAAGGUAGAGAGCUAAGGCGGGCCUUGUUCUCUCUAAAGCAGAUCUUCCAGGAAGACAAAGAUCUUGUACACGAGUUUGUACAAAAUGACGGACUGGCCUGCCUCAUCAAGGUUGGAAACGAAGCUGACCAAAACUACCAGAAUUACAUACUUCGCGCCCUCGGUCAGGUGAUGCUGUACGUCGACGGAAUGAACGGAGUUAUGGAACACGGACAGACGGUGCAGUGGCUCUACACGCUUAUCGCGAGUCGCUUCCGUCUGGUGGUGAAAACCGCUCUGAAACUUCUCCUGGUAUUCGUCGAAUACGUCGAGACGAACAGUCUGCUCCUGGUGAGGGCGGUGAGGUCCGUCGAUACGUCUAGGGGCAUGAUACCGUGGACGAACAUCAUGAAGCUCCUCAAGGAUCACGACGCUGCCGACACCGAGCUCUUGAUAUACGCGACAUCCCUCGUCAAUAAGUGUCUUAACGGAAUACCCGACCAGGACACCUACUACGAUCAGGUCGAUUGUUUCGAGGAGCAGGGGAUCGAGGGUAUCAUUCAGAGGUACAUGUCCAAACAGGGCACCGACCUAGAUCUCCUCAGGCAGUUUCAGAUAUACGAGGCUGUACUGCAUCACGAGGACGGCGAUGACAGGGGCACGCCCAUACGUCAGCUCGACGACAAUAUCAGGAAAACUCUUCGAAACCGGAAGUCGCUAGUGGAUUCGCACGAACGACGAAAGUCUCGGAGGCACUCGACCGGCACUUCCCCUCUUUCGAUGUCCUUGAAUGCUCGCCUAAGUCCGCGGCUUAAUCACACUUUAGGUCUCAGCUCCCUGAACAGCACCCUGAAUUCAGCUUUGCCAGAUGACGGCGACGAGUCGAGUAGCUCCCAGAGCUCUCAAGGCCUAGGAGAUGUUCAGCUGAACGGCAGCUACAAGGAGAACAAGGUCGACGUUGGUGUUACUCCGGCACUGCGACGGCGUCGAGAGCGUGCGGAGAGGCAACGCAGCUUCAUCAGAGAGCAGCAGGAGGCGACUGCAAACAUGAGGGCGUCCAUUGGCCACUCGGAUGACCAGGAGAGUUCUCUUCCAACUAACGGUCAUCGCUACGCGAACGGAUCACCAUACGACGGAAACGCAGAUUCACCCUCCAAUAAACUAUCUCGCGGCAGUAGUAGAAAAGAUUUGACCCCUCUGAUGAACGCAGCUAAUAAGCUUGAUUCCGAGGAAAAGAAACCGUGGUACGGCAAGAGCCCGGACGAAGGCGUCGAAUGCGACGAGGGAAAUCACACCGACGACGACGAGGAGCGGGAUCGGCGAGUAGUUCUGCAGGUCAAAAGAGAAGGAACGGUCAAAGACCUUACCCAGAAGUUGGCUGCUCAAAACCUCAUUCCAACCAGCCCGGUCGAGGACAAAGUCUCGAGGAUAGGCGACAUGAGCGGCUUAAUAUCGAAGGCCAAGGAGGGCUUGGCGAAAUCAAAGUCCAAAGCGGACGUCCUGAAGUCACCCACUGGAGAUAAUAUUCCAAAGAUCACCGAGGUCAAGAAGUCAGAGAACGAGUUGCAUUGGGAAGAACUGGCAAGCAAGCUGUCUCGACCUUUAGCCUUGUGCGAUCUCGAUUUUACCGAUCUCAACUCUGAGGACGAGGUUGACGUUCUGAGCCCCGUUAGCGUGGUGAACGGCGUUCCGCCUCCGCCGCCUCCCAUGGCUCCUUCUUCUGUGCCAGGACGAGCUCCGCCUCCGCCACCCCCCGGGGUCCGGCUGCCGCCGCCACCCCUCCCCAACACUUCGCUCCCUCUAUUUGGGGUGAAUUUGAAGUCCCAGAGGUCAUCUCCGAACGGGGACUCGGCUGGCUCGCCGAGAAGUCCGAUCCUUGCUAACAAGAAAAGCAAGAAGACGGUUAAACUGUUUUGGAAGGAAGUUAGGGACGAUCCAAUCAUACUUUCGAGAUUGGACAAAAAUAAAAUGAUAUGGGAUGAGCUUUCUCCCGUACUCGUCGACACUCAGAAGCUGGAGCAUCUCUUCGAAAGCCGUGCAAAGGACUUGAUCACGAAGGAGAAACAGCAAGAAAUGAACAAAAACAAGGAAAUCAUCGUUCUGGACCACAAAAGAUCGAACGCAAUAAAUAUCGGAAUGACGAAACUGCCACCGCCAAGAUCCAUCAAGACCGCAAUUUUGAAAAUGGACGCUACAAUCAUGAAUAGGGAAGGAAUUGAGAAACUGUUGACAAUGUUGCCAACCGAGGAAGAAAGAUCGAGGAUACAAGAAGCCCAAGCUGCGAAUCCAGACCUUCCUCUAGGCUCUGCCGAACAAUUCCUCUUGACACUGGCGUCCAUCUCAGAACUUCCCGCGCGAUUGAAAUUGUGGGCUUUCAAACUCGAUUUCGAAAACUCCGAAAAGGAAAUAGCGGAUCCCUUGAUGGACCUGAAGCAAGGAAUGGAGACUUUAAAAGUGAACAAGACAUUUCGCGGAAUUCUGAGCACGCUUCUCUCGAUCGGGAUAUUCCUAAAUGGAAACGAGGUGAAAGGAUUUCAACUCGAGUACCUGGCCAAAGUACCUGAAGUCAAAGACACUGUACACAAACACUCUUUGCUACAUCAUCUCUGUCACAUGGUAAUGGAAAAGUUUCCUGACUCGACCGACUUGUACUCCGAGAUCGGUGCCGUGACUAGAGCAUCAAAGAUAGACUUUGACGAAAUCUCCAGCAGCAUAGGAAAGUUGGAAAACGAGUGCAAAGCAUCCUGGGAUCAUCUGAAAUUGAUUGCCAAACACGAUGGUUCGACCAUGAUGAAAGUGAAGAUGUCUGACUUUCUGUCUGAUUGUGCCGAGCGUAUAAUCGUCCUCGGUAUCGUACACAGACGAAUAAUAAAUCGAUUUCACAAGUUCAUACUUUGGCUGGGUAUACCCCUCCAUCGUCUUCAAGACACGAAGCCAAACGAGUUUUGUAGAAUAAUAUCCGAAUUCGCUCUCGAAUUCCGAACUACAAGGGAGAGGGUAAUACAGCAGCUGGAGAAGAAAGCCAAUCACCGCGAGAGAAAUAAAACGAGAGGAAAGAUGAUAACAGAGGUUGGCAAGUUUCGAACAAAAGAAGACAGGGAAGACGCGGAGCUGAGACAAGUCCUGGGAUGCGAUAUCUCAAAUGUCGAAACAAUUCACGGAACUCUGCCGUGGAGGAGACAACGAAAGGAAGGUCGCACAGUCCUGGGUCCCCUCUUGAGGGACGAAUCCACGAAUGGCAAUCUGACCGACGGAGAUGACGAACUUCUCGAGUCCCUCGUCAAGACUGCAACGAAGACUCCGGCCACGAGGACGACACCGCGUGAACGAAAGCGGACACGCCACGCCGAUCGUAAGUCCCUGAAGCGAUCUCGAACCCGGGAGAACAACACAACGCCGGAAGGUUAUCAGCCGUGAAGAACUAUUCACGUCGUCUGCCACAAGUGCGUAGAACAUUGAAGAAUGGUCUCUCGGAAGAAGAGAAGAAGCACAUCGCCGCAUACAUCAAGGGCUAUUGACUGUGAUACAUGGAAAUCGCGCGAGCGGAAGAAAUCUCGGAGUUUUUGACGGAAGCUGGGCGAAGACUGCGCCGUCCAUACUGGCGAGGGCUGAAGCAACUCCUGCGUUUUUAAGCGACGCGCGUUUCAGAAAGUUAUGUUAGUCUUAUCUCGUAAACUCCUUCUACUUUUUUUUAGGAUUACACCGGAUCCUAAGCCUUCCUAUUAUGAAUAUCUUGCCAAACUUGCGACAGUCAAAUAUUGGCUGAAGCAUUAUUAAGUAAACUUAUUACGUAUAAAGAUGAAACUCGAUGAUUUCGGUCCAAAGUAUAUACGCAUUAUACAUUACGAGUAAAGUCGUAAUAUGAGAGAAAUUCUGGGUACUUUACUCGCCUUAAGAAAUUAGUACGUUGUGUAUCUAAGGCGGAAAAAAAGCGAUUACGAGUAUACGAUUUACUGCCUGAACGAAACGAGGUUGGUGAUCACACGAGUGGAAUCGCCUUCCGCCCAUCAUGCGCAUGAUUUGUUUUUUUUUGUCGUAGUCCUUUUGAAAAUUCGCCUUGUCGCGCAUGUGAAACGGUUGCAAGAAAUUACUGUUCUCGUGUGCACUUUACAAGCGAGCCGACAUGAAACUUUGCACCCGUUACGAGUGUGCAUGAAAACGGCAAUUUUGCGCCGGUUUCACAUACGCGAAAAGGCGGUGUCUCAAGGGGGGUUGGACAAAAAAGUAAUCCGUGUAGGUAGGUAUCUAUCCAUCCAUCUAUCUAUCUAUCUAUCUAUCUAUCUAUCUAUCUACCUACCUACCUACCUAUCUACCUACCUACUCACCUGCCCGCCUACCUGUCCAUCCAUCUAUUGGUCUACCCUUCUAUCCUUCUAUUCCUCUAUUCAUCUAUCUACAUACCUACCUACGUAUCUAUAAUCUAUUUAUCCAACUAUGUAUCGACGUAUCUAUCAAUAGAUCGUACUCGAUUCCUUUGUAUACUUGCCUCUGUUCGUAUGCAAUUUGGGCAGGUAAUGAAUCCUCACAUUUAAAAUACUUGCAGUACACUGCAAGUUGCGGCUGCUAGUCACGCCGAAACCCUGUCAGCGUUCCUUCAUUUUCAAUGCUCACGAUCAAACUCGAGUAAAAAAAUUACUAUUGCAUCGACUACUUUGGGGAUUGACGGAUAUUUGUCGUUGAUGUUACUACAAUUUUUGUAACUGCAAUUUUUCUUCCUGGUAAACUGGACUGUCGAUCUAGUAACUCGUGUUAUCGAAGUAAUUUCAACAGGACACUACGUUACCUUUCAUUUUCCCAGAGUUGUCGUAAAUCCGACAGUAAUAUUUUUCCGUAUAGGUAUAUCCGUCACACUUUAUUCGUUAUCAUUAUCAUGCGCUGGUUCAUUGUGAACUGAAGCAGACGAUGAAUUCCUCUCAUUCGAUAUUACGAAUCAACGAAUGAUAUGCCAUUCUUGAAGUCCGUGGGUUAUCCCCGUGUUUCCAUCUUUCAAGAAUCAGAACCGAGGUAUUGCAGACUAGGUUUUCCCCGCCCGAGAAUGCAACUACACGGAUUCCUAACGGUUCAAGUUAGGAAACAGUUCAGUCAUGUACGUACCCUUAUAUUUUCAAUGCAGAAUAUAUUUCAGCUAAUUUGAAGUAGAGACGAGCAACGUUGCAUAACUGUCUGGUUAGAUGGUUGUGCAUAUAAUUGUACUGUGCUCUGGUAUAACACGAAACGUGCCGGUUACUAUUUCAAUUUUUUUCUGAAUGGCCAACUUGGACGUGUUCGAACAUGCUUUCGUACUAUUAUUCAGCGAUCCUGCAAACACAACGAUUUCAAUUAAUUUCUUUACCUGCUGUUAUCGAUCCACUUAGAAUUCUCCACCACGCUGCAAACUACCUCUGGCAUUAUAUCACGAAUUAUGUAAAAUACAAAAAUCGGUCAAUAAUUAUGUUAUAAAGGCGGGGGUUUUGGUUUAGAGUUGUAAUGAAAAAGUGGUGAUAAGAUUAGCUUUUGAUUCGCGAAUUGUGCCUCCGUUAUUUUUAAUCUGGAUCUAACCGUGCCAGAUAUAUAUUAUAUAUAAUGCCGAAAUCUUUCCAUAAUCUGAACAUCGUAUGAAAUCACAACGAAUGGAGAUUUCUAUUAAAAUAUAAUAACUGCUAGAAGUUCGCUAAAUUGGGAUUGGAGAGCAACGUAGGUAGUCAAAUUUUUUUUCUAUACCAUAUUCACAAUACCAUACACUAUUAUACAUCUAAUAAAAUGAAUAUAAUUUAAUGUUCAAGUGUCAUUUUAUCAAGCGCGGAAGCCCUAUUGCAUGCAUCAAUUUCUUCAACGAUACAAAAUUGAGAAUGUAGAUCUGCCAAAGCAUCCUUUUCCCCGCUCGUGUUUCCUAAUUAAAUUCGACAGAAAGAAUAAAAGUCUAAACGUCCAUAUAACAAAGUGUGUUUGCGACACAGUUUAUUCAUAUUAACCUUCCUCCAUCUUUAACAACGUACAAUAUUCAAUAAUGAAAACAUUGUUUGAUAAUAAUAAUAGUAAUAAUAAUAAUAAUAAUAAUGAUGAUAUUAAUAGUAAUGACGAUAAAAAUUAAUAGUCAUAACAUUAAUAAGAAAUGAUAGUAACAAUGAUAAACAUUUGUGCGAUAUAUUUUGGAAAGCUUGAGAAUUGGGGACAGCAAGACUUCAGAUAAAUGUUUUUUUUUUUUUUUUUCUUCGCAACAUCAAUAAGGUGGAGGUAAGUACAUAAUGUCACACACGAUCGUAGAAAUAAGAUCUAUUAUUAUGUAAAAAAACUCCCUUCCGAAUUAUCAUAGUCCUCCUCUGUACACGGUAAAUACUUGCAUAUCUACCGAUCGCCGAAACCGCGUUUUCGAAACGCAAGUAGGAUAUGUUCUAGGCAUACUAAAUAUUAAACAUCGGCACGGGUAUCAAUUG
Messenger RNA from Neodiprion virginianus, 7800 nucleotides. RefSeq names its product FH1/FH2 domain-containing protein 3 (gene Fhos). Bases 68 to 4804 code for a protein of 1578 amino acids. Gene Ontology annotation, biological process: cortical actin cytoskeleton organization; actin filament network formation. Gene Ontology annotation, molecular function: actin filament binding. Lineage: Eukaryota; Metazoa; Arthropoda; Insecta; Hymenoptera; Diprionidae. The transcript has 24 exons. Gene Ontology annotation, cellular component: cytoplasm; cytoskeleton. The record is from RefSeq and is a predicted model, not a curated record.